AUGAAGAGGAUCGUCGAUCGGCUCCCCCAAACAGAUUCAGAACGCCGAAUCGUUCGUCACUUGGUUAUUCGCGACCCCAAUUGCGGGGUAAGUGACGAAUGGGUUGCCCCAGAGAUGGUUUUCUGUCGUCAUUUGGAGUCGGUAGUGCUCUCUGGGGUAACAGACACGUCUGACAAGACUAUUGUCCGUCUCGCACGUGAAAACUGCAAUAUACAAGGUCUUGACCUUACUGGGUGCAAGUACGUCACUGACGUGAGCAUCAUGGAACUGGUCGCGAAAACACCUCCUUUGCAGUGGCUGCAGCUCAGCGGGGUAGUACUCACUGAUGCUUCAGUCUCAGCAAUCGCUAAGACCUUCCCGAAGCUUGUGGAAUUGGAGCUGAACGACCAGCCGCUCAUGACGGCUGUGUCUGUUCGCGACAUUUGGUCAUAUUCUAGAAAACUUCGCACUUUGACGUUGGCCCGCUCUCCUCAGUUAACCGAUAGUGCGCUGCCUUCGCCGAUCAAAACCCUCACUCCUCAGCCUUCUGGGGAGAAGCCGUUACCAGCUCGUCCUCAUACCUGGCUUGAUCAACUUCCACCCCUAAUCCUACGACAUACCGCAAUCGAUCUUCGUGUGCUAGAUCUGAGUCACUGCCCGAAGCUGACCGAUGCGAGCGUUGAAGGCAUCGUGGCACAUGCUCCAUUGCUCCGGUCACUUGCAUUGGCCGGGUGUCCUAACCUUACUGACAAGGCUGUUGAAAGCAUAUCCAAACUUGGCCUUCACCUCGGCAACCUUACCCUUGCACAUUGCCCGCGAAUUACCGACAAUGGUAUUGUGUCCUUGACGCGAUCAUGUACCGAGCUUCGAUCUGUUGACUUGGCAUUCUGCCGACAGUUAACUGAUAUGGCUGUAUUUGAAUUAGCUAGCCUAGAACAAAUUCACCGCCUUGUUCUUGUCCGUGUACCAAAGCUGACCGACAACGCUGUCUAUUUCCUUGCGGACCAUACCCCUUCAUUGGAGCGAUUGCACCUUUCAUAUUGCGACCGCAUCACACUCAAGUCGUUACAUCACCUAGUCCGAACUUGCAAUCGCCUUGUGCACCUUACUGCGACUGGUGUACCUGGUGCAAGGCGGACCGGCGUCGGGCGGUUUUCUGACCCGCCUCCUGCGGAUCUGGACCCCGAUCAGAAGUCGGUUUUCCGUGCCUUUAGUGGUCCGAAUAUAGCGGCGCUGCGCAAGUUCCUCGACAAGGAGAAACUGAGACGCGAACAAGCGGAGGCUCAGAACAUUCCAUUUGUGCCCCGAUCGGAUGAUAGCAUGGAUCUGUAUUAG
This is a messenger RNA of Suillus plorans, 1314 nucleotides long. Its product is annotated as RNI-like protein. Gene Ontology annotation, biological process: SCF-dependent proteasomal ubiquitin-dependent protein catabolic process. Gene Ontology annotation, molecular function: protein binding. The record is from RefSeq and is a predicted model, not a curated record. The coding region runs from base 1 to 1314 and encodes 437 amino acids. Gene Ontology annotation, cellular component: SCF ubiquitin ligase complex. NCBI's taxonomy places the organism in Eukaryota, Fungi, Basidiomycota, Agaricomycetes, Boletales, Suillaceae. The transcript is spliced from 3 exons.